GGCGAUAUUCCCAUUCUCAUCCCCAUUCUCAUGCACACCUGAACACACACAUGUCGAACAACAACAACGUCGUCCUCAUCACCGGCGCUGCAGGUUGGCUGGGCAGUCUGCUGGCGCGCACCAUCUUGGAGGAUCCAAAAAGUCCCAAUCUGUAUCUUAUUCUCGCUGAUAUCCUCAAGCCAGAGGCACCCAGGGGCACCAGGGCCAUCACCAUCAAGGCGGACUUGACAGACAAGACCCAGGUCAACACGCUAUUCGAGACCGACUUUGGUGUUCCAGACACCGUGUAUUGCUUACACGGCAUCAUGUCCCGCGGCUCAGAGGACAAUUUUGAUCUCGGUUUGAAGGUCAACGUCGACGCGGUUCGACUCGUUCUCGAUGCAGCCCGCCACCAGGGGGCAUCUGCAGGCCGUCUCAUCAGAUUUAUAUUCGCAUCCUCGCUCGCCGUCUAUGGUGGACCCUUGCCUCAUGUCAUUACCCCCGAUACCAUUGCCAGCCCAGAAGGCGCUUAUGGCAUGGGAAAGCUCGUUUCUGAGCUCCUCAUCAAUGAGUACACCAGGAGAGGCUUCGUCGACGGGCGCAUCAUGCGUCUCCCUACUAUCGUCGUACGCCCUGGCGUCCCAUCUGCAGCCACAUCAGCUUUCCUCUCCGGUAUCAUUCGCGAACCGCUGAAAGGCGUCGAAACGACCUGCCCCAUCGGUAACUCGCUCGACUCUCCCGAGCUCGAUCUCGCAGCAUGGCUAGCGAGCCCCGAAACCACCAUGAAGAACUUUGUCAUCGCCAAACACAUACCGUCCGAGAAAUUCCGUGCGCACACCCGUGUCGUCUGUCUCCCGGGGUUCACUGCGACUGUGAGGGACGAGUUGUGGGCGUUGGAGGAGGUGGCUGGGAAGGAGGCGCUGCGGUUGGUGAAGUUUAAGGACGAUCCGACGAAUCGUCGUUUGGUAUCUUCGUGGCCUGCGCGGUUUGAUAACUCGUAUGCACUGAGCCUGGGGUUUGUGGUGGACGAAGGUGGGAUGGUCCCUGUCGUGCAAAGGUUUAAAGAAAAAGUACAAGCAGGGGUAGCUUAGAGUGAUUGGAAAUUAAACCUUUGUCGAUCUCUGUAUGCUUUGCUCAUAGCUGCUAAUGUUGAGCGCAUAUAUAUAUAUGUAUUUGUCUCUGAGCAAA
This is a messenger RNA of Serpula lacrymans var. lacrymans S7.9, 1167 nucleotides long. RefSeq lists its product as uncharacterized. NCBI's taxonomy places the organism in Eukaryota, Fungi, Basidiomycota, Agaricomycetes, Boletales, Serpulaceae. Bases 51 to 1070 code for a protein of 339 amino acids. The record is from RefSeq and is a predicted model, not a curated record. The transcript has 5 exons.